UUUGCGUGUGAAUUUUGUUUUCAUUUGUUUAUUUAAAUAAACACUUAAAUCAUGGAUAUUACACAAGUUUGCCGGAUUUGCGCAAAUAAAAUAAAGGACAAGAAGCGCGAGAGACAUGUGUUCAAAUACAUGCGUGGAAAGCUGUUGUGCCAACUCAAAAUGAUAACUGGAGUCGAGCUGUCUACAGAUGAAGGCUUGCCGCAGUUUGUCUGCGAGCGGUGCUUCUCCGAACUGGAUCUGGCUGUGAAGUUUCGCGAGCGUUGCAUCUUCUCACAAAAGUACUUGCUGGAGAUGGUCAAGAAGACCACUGAGGAGGAGCGCAAGAAGUACGUGCCAACGGAGCUGCAUGAACAAUUGAUUGACGCGGACCAACUGGAGCCACCCAUUGAGGAUGAUGAAGUUUGCAUGGGCUUUGUCAGAGAAGAUGACGACGAGUUCACUUCCGAAGAGGACCCCCAGGCGGCGAUGCUUGUCGCAGCGGAAGAGGCGCACAAGGCUGCGAUAAAGGAAGAGCAGAUGAAUCGCGCAGCGAAGCGAUGCCGUAACUUCUUUAUAUGUGAGCAAUGCGGACAGUUCUACGAUGACGAAUACUCGUACAACGAGCACUUGGAUGCGCACCAGGAACGCACGGAAAUGAAAAUGUUCUUUCCAUGCACCGAAUGCCCCGAAACCUUUACCAAGAAGACUGAUUUGAAGCAGCAUCGCACGCAGUCCCAUAAUGGCCAGCGCCAAUUUAAGUGCGCAACUUGUGGCGAAGUCUUCGUUUCAAUGGGCGCCAAGCUACGCCAUGAAAAAGCCCAUGAGAAUGAACGCCCUUAUCCCUGUCUGCAGUGCGGAAAGAUAUUCACCAGUGUAUCGGAACUAAGUGAUCAUCAUGCCAUGCACACGGCCACCAAGAUGAAAUUCAAGUGUGAGCCUUGCCGCAAGGAUUUCAUGACCAAACCGCUCCUGGUGGCACACACCAAAACGAAGAGCCACAAGCGCACUCUGAAACAAAUUGAGGAUGAAAUUGAUUUUAUAAGUGACUUUGACAGUGACUAAUCUACAAUUUAUUUAAUUAUGGACUUACAAGAGCUGAAUAAUUAUAGUUUAUAGCUCUACUUAAAAUUAACAAAACAUUGAAUUUUCCUGAAAAGUAUUGUUUCUUGUAUAUUGUCAUUUGAAUUGUUUUCCCCUCUAAGAAUCUCUUUAAGAGUCGAGGUGUGUAAUUUCUUGAAUUCUAAGUGGAAUUAAAUUUAGUUGCCACAUACAUACUUAUGUAUGUAUAUUAAUUAUUAAUUACUUAAAAUAUUGUUAAACCAAUUCUCUAAAGCAUAUCAACAAAUGGCUUAAUGGGACUAGGACUAGACUAAACCCGAAAGAGCUUUUAUAGAACGCGCCUGCGCACUGUUUUUUCCACCUUAUCAGCUUUGAAUGAUUUAUAAAGAGCGCUGGCAAUGCAUAUUCCGAGUAUUCAACUGGUAGUCAACACAUCGGCAACCUCGGAUAGAACCAAACCAACCAUAUAACAUUGUUAUACAUACAGAUACCAGAGCCGAGUGUUUGUAGCAGCUGGCGACCGGAAAAAUCAAUAAACUUACCAAACUUCUA
Molecule: messenger RNA, 1590 nt
Organism: Drosophila guanche
Lineage: Eukaryota; Metazoa; Arthropoda; Insecta; Diptera; Drosophilidae
Product: oocyte zinc finger protein XlCOF19
Exons: 3
Coding region: 52-1041 (329 amino acids)
Biological process (GO): regulation of transcription by RNA polymerase II
Cellular component (GO): nucleus
Molecular function (GO): DNA-binding transcription factor activity, RNA polymerase II-specific; zinc ion binding; RNA polymerase II cis-regulatory region sequence-specific DNA binding
Source: RefSeq, a predicted model, not a curated record